AUAUGAGGAAUCACAACAAAGUUCAGUGCAUAUGCUAUCAUAUCUCAUUUAUUUUUAUUUAUUUACAUGUAUAAAUUAUAAGUUAGUUUGAAUAGAUAGUCUCAACUGGACUGCAAGCGGCGCUGGACAGUCAGUCUCCUUCCCACCGCGAGGACCUGCAUUGGGACAGUCUAGGUGUCUAGGUAGGCAACUCCCUAGAUUUUGAGACGCAGCCCUCGCUCGUAUUCAUUCAGUGAGGUUUCCCCCCCUCAGGAAUACGACAAAGGCUGCAAGUCUACAUCGAAACGAGGCAUGGUCUAGCGUAAAGAGCUGCAGCCCAUCCACCACAUCCAGAUCCAGCACAGCAGAGCACAUGAUUCUCUCCUCCUGUUCUUAAAACCAUCAUAGCAUCCUCUGGAAGAGAUGACAAGCCAUUAGAUGUGUGCUUUCAUAUCGACUGUGCUCAUCGGAUACACGCGCACAAAGAUAUACUACAGCUCCAGGUGUUGACAUGGAGCUGGAGCAUUUCGACGAACGGGACAAAGCACAAAGAUACAGCCGUGGGGGUUCACGUGCGAACGGCCUGCCGAGCCCCACGCACAGUGCACACUGCAGCCUGUACCGAACCCGAACCUUACAGGCUCUGAGCUCCGAGAAGAAAGCCAAGAGGGUCCGGUUCUACCGCAAUGGAGACCGGUACUUCAAGGGUAUUGUGUAUGCUAUUUCCACCGAAAGAUUCAGGUCUUUCGAUGCUCUGCUCGCAGACCUCACCCGCUCCCUAUCAGAUAACAUAAAUCUGCCUCAGGGCGUCCGGACCAUUUAUGCCAUUGACGGGUCGAGGAUUACCAGCAUGGACCAGCUGGUGGAAGGGGAGAGUUAUGUAUGUGGAUCAAUUGAGCCUUACAAGAAUCUGGAAUACACUAAGAAUGUCAACCCCAACUGGUCAGUCAAUGUCAGGACCGCAGCAUCGGCACGAGCGCCCACCUCUCUUGCCAGCGCCAAGCCUGGUUCUGUGGAAACCAAGGAUAACAGGGAUUUCAUUCGACCCAAACUGGUAACCAUAAUCCGCAGUGGGGUAAAGCCUCGGAAAGCCGUGCGUAUCCUUCUCAACAAGAAGACGGCCCACUCAUUUGAGCAGGUUCUCACGGAUAUCACAGAUGCCAUCAAACUGGACUCUGGAGUGGUCAAGAGGCUUUAUACAGUGGAUGGUAAAAUGGUGACAUGCCUUCAGGACUUCUUUGGCGAAGAUGAUAUAUUUAUUGCCUGCGGCCCGGAGAAGUUCCGCUAUCAGGAUGACUUCCUGUUGGAUGAGAGUGAAUGCAGAGUGGUGAAGUCACAGUCCUAUGGCCGUAUUUCUUCAAUGCAGGGCCGCUGCUCUCCCCGUAGUGGUGGACCUUCAAGAAGGAGCAAGUCCCCUGGUUCCAGUAGCUCAGCUAAUGGAACAGCAGGUAGUCAGCUGUCGACCCCACGGUCAGGCAAAUCUCCCAGUCCAUCUCCCACCAGUCCAGCCAGUCUGAGGAGACGAAGGGGCUCUCAGCACAGUGGCUCCUCCCUCUCUCUGGCUUCCACCAAGGUGUGCAGCUCUAUGGAUGAGGGCGAUGGGCCGGGCAGUGAAGCUGAGCUUAUGGAGGAUUGUCCUCAGGUUCCUGCUUCCAUAGCCGAGAGGUACAAGGUGGGACGAAUGAUUGGCGAUGGGAACUUUGCUGUGGUCCGAGAGUGUGUGGAGAGAUCCACAGGCCGAGAGUACGCUCUGAAGAUCAUUAACAAGAGCAAAUGCAGAGGGAAGGAACACAUGAUCCAGAAUGAGGUGUCCAUUCUUCGGAGGGUGAAACAUCCUAAUAUUGUUCUGCUGAUUGAAGAAAUGGACACAUAUAGUGAACUCUACCUGGUCAUGGAGCUUGUCAAGGGUGGCGACCUCUUUGAUGCCAUCACUUCCUCCAACAAAUACACAGAGCGGGAUGCCAGCGGGAUGCUGUAUAACCUCGCCAGCGCUAUCAAAUAUCUGCACAGCCUUAAAAUUGUUCACCGUGACAUCAAACCUGAGAAUCUUCUGGUCUAUGAGCACCAGGAUGGAAGCAAAUCCCUGAAACUGGGAGAUUUCGGAUUGGCAACAGUUGUGGACGGACCACUUUACACUAUAUGUGGCACCCCAACCUAUGUAGCUCCAGAGAUCGUUGCAGAGACGGGGUAUGGAUUGAAAGUUGAUAUCUGGGCAACCGGGGUCAUAACAUACAUAUUGCUUUGUGGCUUCCCUCCUUUCCGUGGGAGCACAGAUGACCAGGAAGCUCUUUUUGACCAGAUUCUGAUGGGACAGCUGGAUUUCCCUCUUCCAUACUGGGACAAUGUAUCUGACUCUGCAAAGGCACUUAUUACCUGCAUGCUACAGCUGGAGGUCGACCAGAGAUACACAGCUCUACAGGUGUUAGACCAUCCCUGGGUCAAUGAUGACAGGAUGUGUGAGAAUCAGCACCAGCUGUCUGUGGCCAGCAAGAUUAAGAAACAUUUCAACGUGGGCCCCAAACCCAACAACACCACAGCAGGAGUCACUGUGUUAGCGACCACCCCUCUUGAUAAGGAGAGGCAGGUUUUCAGACGAAGACGCCACCAGGAUGUGAAAGCGGCUGCUCCCCGCAGCACCCAGAGCACCUUCCCCUCCAGCACCACCGCCGAGUUCACCUCAGAGUCAGAAGACAUUUCCCCAAGCUCGGCCGAGACGGUCCGCUCUCCCACAUCACCGUUUUAAGACCAAACCCCGGUCUUGGCAGGAACCAAUGGAAAAUUAUCUAGAAAUAAAGGUAAAUUGACUUGUGAAUGAUAACAGUUUUUGAAUACGAAUGUUUGUUACGAAGAGCAGAUGUGGUUUUGCGAGGGGCGUAAAAAUAAUAUCACACUCUUAGCCGUUUUUAACAUCCGAAAUGAGAAGCCCUUGCCAUUGUUUAAGAGUUUUCUCUACAUCAUUACAUUUGGUGCUAUGAGGUUUUG
Carassius carassius (crucian carp) is the source of this 2961-nucleotide messenger RNA. Its product is annotated as serine/threonine-protein kinase DCLK1-like. NCBI's taxonomy places the organism in Eukaryota, Metazoa, Chordata, Actinopteri, Cypriniformes, Cyprinidae. The coding region runs from base 491 to 2722 and encodes 743 amino acids. The record is from RefSeq and is a predicted model, not a curated record. The transcript is spliced from 16 exons. Gene Ontology annotation, biological process: protein phosphorylation; intracellular signal transduction. Gene Ontology annotation, molecular function: protein kinase activity; ATP binding.